Paramecium tetraurelia is the source of this 1443-nucleotide messenger RNA. RefSeq lists its product as uncharacterized. The transcript is spliced from 6 exons. Lineage: Eukaryota; Ciliophora; Oligohymenophorea; Peniculida; Parameciidae. The record is from RefSeq and is a predicted model, not a curated record. Gene Ontology annotation, biological process: clathrin coat assembly; clathrin-dependent endocytosis. Gene Ontology annotation, cellular component: clathrin-coated vesicle. Gene Ontology annotation, molecular function: clathrin binding; 1-phosphatidylinositol binding.
AUGAUUACUAAUUUAGUUCGUAAUAUAGUACAGUUUGGAGGUACUUCGACAUUUGAAAAAGCUAGAUUAUCUGCUACCUACAAAGGGGAUUAUUAUUAUCCGAAUGAAAGUGACAUCGAGGCCAUAAUGCUUACACUUUCUGGCAAGGAUCCUGAAACACGUCCUCAAGUUGGAUUCACCACAAUCCUAGCCAAAUUGGAAUCAUCGCAAUCUAAAAUCUAUUGGAAUUACAUCAUUAAAAACUUAAUUAUCCUAGACAGAUGCAUUGAGUAUAGGUUCUUUGUCUCAGACAUAGCAGAUAUGAAUAUCAAUUAUGUAGAAAACUAUGUUGAACGAGAUCCCAAAUAUAAAAGUCUGUCCAUGGAUUCAUUCAUUAGAAAGUAUUACCUCUAUUUGAAGAAGAAGGCUACUCUGUACUCAAUCAAGAAAUCAAGUUUCAACACUCCUAAGGAAGAGAAGAAGAACUAUUUUAAGUAAUAAUCUGCUGAAAAUAUUUUCGAGGAAUUCAAUAAAGGAUAACAAUUAUUUGAUUAAAUAGUUGAUAUAUCUAUACACGAUAGAAAUGGGUUAUUAAAAUACCGAUUGAAUCAGUAUGUCUAUUAAUUGCUAUUGUUUACAAUGCUAAAUUUGUAUUAUAACUCAUACAUUUUGAUUGUCAUUCUGAUUGAGAGGUUGCUCAAAAUGCCACUUAAUGAGGUCAAACAAUUCAAAGAAUUAUACAAUCAUUUUCUGAAAAACAAUGAAGUCCUCGUAAAUUUCAUAAAUACCAGACUCUACAUCAAAGGAUAUUCUGAUAUCAAUACAAGUGAGAUAGCUAGAAUUGAUACAAGAAUAAUAGGGGCUAUUGAGGAGUAUGUUAGAAUAGCUGAGAAAUCUUAGAGUUCAAUUGGAUUGUCUUAGGACAUUCAAAUUUCUAAGGAUCUUAUGGAUGAUGAAUUGAUCAUCCUAGAUCAAGUGGAGAAAAUGGGAGUUAGCAUUUAUAAAUAGGAUGGCCAUGAAGAUCAAACUAGAGGAGUCGGUCACAAAUUGAGUACUAUUCAAAAUACUGUUUAGAAGGUCAUCAGUUUUGAAUCUAAAUUAAAAGAUUACUAACACAAAUACAUAAAGAAAUAUCCAUAAAGUGCAUUCAAUACUGAUGGGUUCAAAGAGGAUCUCUAUAAGGGCUUUAUGAAUAACUAUUCAACUGAGUAUGUUGUGAUAGAUCCCAAAUUGUUUAAGACUUUGUCUCAUCAAAAUGAGAGAGAAUCAAGUCAACCACAUACAAGUUUAGAAGCUGAGUAUCAUGAGGACGGAAUCAAAAUAGAAUUUAUUCAACCAAUAAAAGAUUUUGAUGAAAACGAUGUUUUUUGUUUUGAAGUCCCAAAAUUAAUAGACAACAUUGAGGAAUUUCCCAAUGCAGAUGAGGAAGACUUUCCUGAUUAUAAGGAUGAAGAAGACAAUUGA